AACAGGUGACGCAUUUAUCAAUUUCGUUUUAUGUCAAAAGAACAGACAAAGAGUGAGUUAAAAUUGUAUUUUUACACAUUUUAUAAUAUUUUUGUGCAAAAUGGCAUCGAGAAAAAAGGUUUUAUUGAAGGUCAUCAUCCUUGGCGAUAGUGGCGUUGGUAAAACUUCGCUCAUGAAUCAGUUUGUCAACAAGAAAUUUUCCAAUCAGUACAAGGCAACAAUAGGCGCAGAUUUUCUCACAAAAGAGGUAAUCGUCGAUGAUAGGAUUGUAACAAUGCAAAUUUGGGAUACUGCUGGUCAAGAGCGUUUCCAGUCGUUGGGGAUGGCCUUCUUUCGCGGAGCGGAUUGUUGCGUUUUAGUAUUUGACGUAACGGCCCCCAAUACCUUCAAGUCCUUGGAAAGUUGGCGAGAUGAAUUCUUGAUACAAGCCUCACCCCGUGAUCCGGAUAACUUCCCGUUCGUCAUUUUAGGCAAUAAGGUCGAUUUAGAAAAUCGUGGAGUAUCAGCUAAGCGUGCGCAGCAGUGGUGUCAGAGCAAAAAUGAUCUACCUUACUUCGAAACAAGUGCCAAAGAAGCCGUGAAUGUAGAACUAGCCUUCCAGACUAUUGCUCGUAAUGCUUUGGCUCAGGAAACUGAAGCAGAGCUGUACAAUGAGUUCCCAGAUCAGAUCAAGCUUAAUGCUAAUGACAAUGCUCGCAACAGAGAUGGGGAUAACUGUGCCUGUUAGACUUCCAAGUUAAUAACUCAUUUAUCAGCAAUAUAAUAGUGUCACCAUUUUUAUAAAAUUACUUUAAUAGAUUGUAAUAUUAUUGUAUAAGUUAUAUUUUCUUUGUGGACAUAACUAUAUACAUGUGAAAUUGUAAAAGGGUAAUACAAAUCACAUGAUUUCUUUGCUGUUUCUUUGUUAUGCACAUAUCAAUUGUGUAAUGCACAUAGCUAAAUUAAUUGAGUUUUUUUUUCUAGUGUAGAGGCACUAUCAUACUCAAAGUACAACUUAUACUUUAUGUUUCACAAUAGUAUAAUUAUGCCACAAAUCUUUUAACA
Messenger RNA from Papilio machaon (common yellow swallowtail), 1044 nucleotides. RefSeq names its product ras-related protein Rab-7a (gene Rab7). The coding region runs from base 101 to 727 and encodes 208 amino acids. Lineage: Eukaryota; Metazoa; Arthropoda; Insecta; Lepidoptera; Papilionidae. Gene Ontology annotation, cellular component: late endosome; lysosome; phagocytic vesicle. Gene Ontology annotation, molecular function: GTP binding; GTPase activity. Gene Ontology annotation, biological process: endosome to lysosome transport; phagosome-lysosome fusion. The record is from RefSeq and is a predicted model, not a curated record. The transcript has a single exon.